AGCAUAAGCGAAAUCGAAGUCGCUGUACCCCACCUACUCCGGUUGAGCAAGACGCUGACGGGCAGAAGGAGAAACAGAGUCGGGAACGGAGUAGGAACGGCACGACCAGCAGACGUAGUGGGGCGUCUGCAGCUGCGGCUUGGAGCAGUAAUGGCAAUCUAGUCGCAGGAACUGGGGCCGCAGCGCCUGCUGACAAGAAAUACCAACAGAAAACGGCUAUUCUGGGAAAAACGAGCAAGAUGGGUAUGAAGCUGGCGAUCGGUGUACCUCUAAACAGAAAUAAGAAAUCCCAUGUGGUAGAUAGUACUAAGGUAGUGAAACCGUCGGGUGCAGGUGGUAACACAAGUAGCAUUUUAGAAGAAGUCAUGCGCAAUAAAACCAUUUCGUCGACCCGCACCAGUACCGCAUCUACGGAUGAUGGCGUGGAGGUCAUGCUCGUUGACGAAAAUUGGAAUCCGAUGGAGGUCGCAGAUGAAAUCCUAGCAGAACGUCCAUGGACCGCAGACGUCGAGACCGCAUUACCAAAUGAAGUUCAAGUAGCUCUUAAUGCUGAUGCCGGUGGUACGACAGGAGGUGAAGAUUUCGCAGGUGACGCGGUAAACCAGAGUCGUGAGGAGAUCAACAAUAUCAUGAAUUCAGACGAAGAACACGAAGAGAUUUCUGCAAAUGAAUCGUGCGAGAGCAGCAGAGAUUUUCAGCGUGGGACAGGCCAGAAAGAAGAGCAGCUUUUUUUUACUGAGGAUCCUGAACGGCAGGAGGCAACGAUAGCACUACACGAGGCUUGUGCGUUAAGCCCUGGUCAACAGCAUACUCACUGGUCAUUGCUAAUUUACUACAGGUAAAUGAGUACGCCACACUGUCGUGAUUGAUGUUGAAGCAGACCCUCUUAUUUUUCAGAGAAACAAUGUUCAUGUGGCGUUAGCUUGCUUCUUCUAAGAAUCAUUUGCGAUAUAGCUGCAGUCGAAACCCUGCUCGAAACGACCCCCGUUGAUGCUCUGGAUACCGCAGGCCGGACCCCGUUGCUGCGGUUGCUUCACGAUGUGGAGGAGUUUGGUGCCGGUCCCACUACAACUAGGGGUGGGGCAGACGUAGAGGUGUUUCGUUUGGUGCAGCUACUCCUCCAAGCUCGGGCAGCGCCAAGCAGGCGAUGCAGCGCGAACGAUUCACCUCUUGAAAUCGCAACGCGACUUGCAGAAACGAGGCUUAAGGCUCUAGAUAGGAGUGAAAGUUGGUGUUUUUACAAAUUUCGGAUUUCCACCAGUGGCAAUCUCUAUACCAUUCGCAGCGGGCUUGCAUCAUCGCCCUAAAAGUAAGAAGCGACAGAGCAGGCACAACAUGCAGAAGAACUCCAACCACCUUAUUUAUUUAUUUAUUUGACUGCGAUAAAUAUCAUUUACAUAUACAUUUAUUUUCAAGAGUUCUUUAGCUGCGCUAAGAGUGCUGAAUUCGAGUCUGUGCACUUGGUACUACAUACCGUACAAAGUGCAUGGGAUUGCGAGCAUUUUGGGGCCUGGCUAUUUCCAAGGAGCUGAUAGCAGGAGGAGGAGAGACUCUGUACAAACGAAGGCGAUGAAAAAAAACUGCUGUGAGCAACAAUGUGCUUGCGACCGCCUUCAUGAAUUAAAUAAUCUGAUUUUGUAAAGCUCGCAACAGUUUGCAUAAAGAAU
Messenger RNA from Amoebophrya sp. A25, 1667 nucleotides. Lineage: Eukaryota; Dinophyceae; Syndiniales; Amoebophryaceae. The record is from the annotation of a GenBank genome assembly.